AUGAGUGACACUUGCUCUAGGCAGAUAACGUUAAAAGAUGUGAAUCAAGUAAAGGAAGUAAAAAGUAUAGGUAAAAGUAAGCAAAAAAAUAAGGGGAAUGUAGUUAACUUUUCUAAGAAUGAAUUAGUACAGAUGGGAAUAGGUUUUAUUACUGUAUUCAAAGCAGCAAUAGGAACAGGAAUAUUAUUUUCACCAAGAGGAGUAGUUAACACGGGAUACAUUUUGAGCGCGCUAAUCAUGUUUUACUAUUGGGUUUUGAAUGUGCUAUCUAUGUUACUUUUAAUGCAAUGCGCAGAUAGAGUAGAUGGGAACUACUCUUCUAUUGCUAUGUAUGCUAUGGGAAAAUUUGGAAAGUUUCUAUUAGAAUUUUCAUUAAUUUCAACUGCAAUUUCAUUCGGUUCAAUAUAUGUAACAUUUAUAACAAACAACAUACAAGAUAUUAUUGCAGGAAUUCACAAUUGCUCGCAAGAGUACCUAAACUACGGUUCGGCCCUAAUAACCUUCUUACAACUGAUUAUUUAUAUUCCAUUGGUAUCGGCUAGAAAAAUUCAGUCACUCGCUCCUAUUAUAUUAAUUUCAAACUUUGCUUUAAUAUCAGCAAUCACUUUAGUUCUUAUACAAUCAUUUCGCACAUUAAUCAGAAACCAUUCAAAUGGCUUUUUUUAUAGUAUUCCUUCAAUUUCAGACACAUCAAAUAUUCCGGGAUUUAUUGGAACAGCAGCAUAUUUAUGGGUAUGUGCUCCUGUUACACUUUCAUAUUAUAGUUCCAUCAAUAAUCAGAGAGAAAGAAGGUUUUUUACAUGGGUCUAUUUAUUUGCAAUUUUUGUGGUUUUUGCUUUUGCUCUCACAUUUACAUAUCUUUGUGCAUUUGCAUAUGGUGAAAGUACUCUUUCUGCAAUUACUUUAAACUUGCCGUUUACUCCAAUUGCUAUGGGAGGUAAAAUUCUCUAUUCAUUGAGUGUAUUACUAUCAUUACCAUUAAUGAUUUACCCUAUGAAAGAAAUUUUUGCGAAAUACUCAUUCGGAUUGUCACAAAAGAUUGUUUCAAGAUCUGAAAUUGAAAUGAUAGAGAUAAAUCAAAAUAAACAAGAAUUCCUAAAUAAUAGCAACUCAACAAUUUCAAUAGAAAAGAGUAAUAUGAGCGAACACUUGAUUCUAUCAUGCGAAGAACCUGCAACAGAUUCUUCCGUUGAAGUUCGUUCAUUUUCUUCAGACAUUGAUUACCCGAAUAAUUCUAAUUUAAAAGAAAUUCAUCAUUUUAAUCAGAAAGCAUUGAAAACCAACUUUUUUGAAGUUCAAAAAGAGAAUAUACUUCCAUCUUUUUGGAUGAUGAUAUCAUGCAUUUUUAUUACUUUUUUGGGCUAUAUUUUACAUGACUCACUCAGCAAUUUAAUUAAUUUGAUCGGAGGACUAUUUUGUGUUCCGUUAAACAUUUUACUCCCCGCAUUAUUUCAUUUCAUUAUUUUCAGAAAGGAAAUAGGAAUUCAAUUCAUUAUAAUCGAUUUUAUGCUUAUUAUCUCUGGUAUAUUUACUUCAAUUUUAGUAAUUUGGUACUCUAUACUAAAUUGGAGUAACGAAAAUCCAACAAUUUGUACUAUGAAAGAUUCCGAAGGGUUUAAUUAA
Molecule: messenger RNA, 1623 nt
Organism: Cryptosporidium ubiquitum
Lineage: Eukaryota; Apicomplexa; Conoidasida; Eucoccidiorida; Cryptosporidiidae
Exons: 1
Coding region: 1-1623 (540 amino acids)
Biological process (GO): amino acid transmembrane transport
Molecular function (GO): amino acid transmembrane transporter activity
Source: RefSeq, a predicted model, not a curated record